Molecule: messenger RNA, 643 nt
Organism: Dentiscutata erythropus
Lineage: Eukaryota; Fungi; Glomeromycota; Glomeromycetes; Diversisporales; Gigasporaceae
Source: the annotation of a GenBank genome assembly
GCUUGCCACCGGCUCAGCCAACGGAAAACUCGUUGAACUCUUUUCUGGAGUUACAAAGUUUAAUAGCAAAUGGGGUCCUUUCGAUUUAUUAUUAUGCGUUGGAGAUUUGUUUGGUGAAAAUACGGACGAAAUAAACUCUUUGUUAUCAGAGGAAAUAAAAGUUCCGAUAACAACCUGUUUUAUGCAUGGUAAAUAUGAGUUGCCGGAUGUCGUAAAAGAACGUGUCGAAAAGAAUAAUGGAGAGUUUUGUCCUAAUCUUUACUAUCUUGGUAAUCAAGGUAGCAUGACCACAGCGCAUGGCGUAAAAAUCGCUUUUGCUAGUGGUAUCAUAGAUUCUAUUAUAAGUAAUCCUCCUACACAAGUAGAUAUACUUCUUACAUAUGAAUGGCCGAAAGACAUUACUCUUUUAUCUUCACAAGAGAUUCGUGAUGUAUCAGGAUCGAAAGAAGUGGCGCAGCUAGCAACAAAAAUCAAGCCGAGAUAUCAUUUUGCUGCUUCUAAAGAUAUUUUCUUCAAAAGAGAACCUUAUCAGAAUUCAUUAUCGCCACGUUCAAAAGAUGAUGACACGCAGCUAAAGAUGGGAGCUCCUACUUGGUUUGUAGGAUUGGCUGAUAUCGGUAACUCAGCAAAGGAAAAAGUAUGA